AUGACAAACAUUACAUCGAUUUCUAAAAAUGUAGAAGAAGGCAAAUAUGGCAAAAUAAUGUUCUCGGACGUGAUGGUUACGAGGAAGAGAAACCGUCGUGAAUGGAGGAAUAUUGACAUCCAAAUGCUUGUUGGGAUGGUAGUUAUUCAUCUACUUACACUCUUUGCACCAUUUACCUUUACUUGGGGUGCAUUUUGGACUGCUGUUUUCAUAUAUCAACUUUACGGCAAUUUUGGUAUAACAGUCUCAUAUCAUCGUAACCUUGCACACCGAAGUUUCAAGCUGCCUAAGUGGCUCGAGUACCUCUUUGCUUAUCUCGGUGUCCUCGCUUUACAGAGGGAUCCAAUAUUUUGGGUGAGCAUUCAUAGAUUUCACCAUCAAUAUGUUGAUACUGAGAAAGACACACACUCUCCUACCUUCGGAUUUUGGUUUAGUCAUAUUGGUUGGGUCUUAGAUAGCGGAUACAUCAUUGAAAAGUAUCAAGAACGGAAUAACGUAGAGGAUUUAAAGAGCCAGGCAUUUUAUAGGUUCCUUAAAAAAACCUACGCAUUGCAUGCAUUUGGACAUGCAGCUCUCAUUUACACUAUUGGAGGAUUUACCUACUUAGUUUGGAUUGUGGGAGUUGCAACAACAUUUGGAUUACAUGGGUCAUUCCUCGUAAACUCGGUUUGUCAUAUAUGGGGCAAGCAAGCUUGGAACACCGGUGAUCUCUCAAAAAAUAACUGGUUGAUUGCAUUUUUUACUUUUGGAGAAGGAUGGCAUAAUAAUCACCAUGCAUUUGAGUUUUCGGCCCGACAUGGGAUGAAUUGGUGGCAAUAUGACUCUGGUUGGUAUACCAUAAGGUUUCUUGAAAUAAUUGGGCUAGCCACAAAUGUUAAGUUGCCAACUGAGGCUCACAAACUUAAGAAAUCGUUUGCGGAUAGUAGCAAGCUUAAGUGA
Erigeron canadensis is the source of this 939-nucleotide messenger RNA. RefSeq names its product palmitoyl-monogalactosyldiacylglycerol delta-7 desaturase, chloroplastic-like. Gene Ontology annotation, molecular function: oxidoreductase activity, acting on paired donors, with oxidation of a pair of donors resulting in the reduction of molecular oxygen to two molecules of water. Gene Ontology annotation, biological process: lipid metabolic process. NCBI's taxonomy places the organism in Eukaryota, Viridiplantae, Streptophyta, Magnoliopsida, Asterales, Asteraceae. The transcript is spliced from 5 exons. Gene Ontology annotation, cellular component: endoplasmic reticulum membrane. Bases 1 to 939 code for a protein of 312 amino acids. The record is from RefSeq and is a predicted model, not a curated record.